GUAGGACUUGCAGUGUUAAGAGAUGCACACCAGAUAAUUUAGUGUGUUUUGGUUUCUAUGGUUGGGAAUUUCACAGAGCAAACAGAAGACACUGUACAGUAGCCAGGAGUGGAUAAUUAUUAUCUUUCCGGAACUUUCUCAAAAAGAUACAAAAAGGUGGCACGCACCAUGCAAAAGAAUGACCGGUCCGGGGACGAAAGCCAGCGGAACAGUGUGUCCGAUGAUUCCUCUGACUCCCCAGAGCCGGGGCCAGUCACCUGCAUGGAGCCCUUCCUGGUGCGGAGGCUGUCUUGCCGGACAGUCCAGUUGCCCCCUUUGGCCUUUAGACAGGCAGAGCAGUACUACUGUGAUCGCAAGUCCGAGUCAGACACAGUCACAGUUCCACCACGGCCAACGACACUGUCCCUACGCACCCCACCACUCAUCGCCAUCACCUCCGCUGACACCAGCAGUUUCGAUGUGGACAAUGGCACGUCAUCAGGUCGCAGCCCCCUGGACCCCAUGGCCAGCCCGGGCUCAGGCCUCAUCCUGCAGGCCAAUUUUGUCCAUAGCCAACGGAGAGAGUCGUUCCUGUACCGCUCCGACAGUGACUACGACCUCUCACCCAAGUCUAUGUCCCGGAACUCCUCCAUUGCCAGUGACAUUCAUGGUGACGAUAUGAUUGUAACGCCCUUUGCACAGGUUCUUGCCAGCUUGAGAACCGUACGAAACAACUUUGGUGCAUUAACUAAUCUACAGCAAGACCGGGCAUCCAAUAAGAGAUCACCAAUGUGUAACCCACCACCCAUCACCAAGACCACCUUCACAGAGGAGGCCUACCAGAAACUGGCCACUGAGACCCUGGAGGAGCUGGACUGGUGUCUGGACCAGCUGGAGACACUGCAGACAAGACACUCUGUCAGCGAGAUGGCCUCCAACAAGUUCAAGAGGAUGUUGAACAGGGAGUUGACUCACCUAUCAGAGAUGAGCCGUUCUGGGAACCAGGUUUCUGAAUUCAUUUCCAGCACCUUCCUGGACAAACAACAUGAAGUGGAGAUGCCAACACCUCAGACACAGAAGGAGAAGGAGAAGAAGAACAAGCCCAUGUCUCAGAUCAGCGGGGUGAAAAAGCUGCAACACUCCUCCAGCCUCACAAACUCGAACAUCCCCCGCUUCGGAGUUAAGACUGAGACCGAGGAUGAACUCGCUAAGGAGCUUGAGCAUGUGAAUAAAUGGGGCCUUAACGUUUUUAAAAUCUCAGAGUUCUCUGGGAAUCGGCCACUGACAGUCAUGAUGCACACUAUAUUCCAGGAAAGAGACUUGUUAAAAACAUUUAAAAUUCCACUUGACACCUUUAUAACAUACCUGAUGACCUUAGAAGACCAUUAUCAUGGCGAUGUGGCCUACCAUAACAACAUUCAUGCUGCUGACGUCACCCAGUCAACUCAUGUGCUGCUAUCCACCCCCGCCCUCGAGGCUGUGUUCACAGACCUUGAGAUCUUAGCUGCCAUCUUUGCCAGUGCAAUUCACGACGUGGACCAUCCUGGUGUCUCCAACCAGUUCCUCAUCAACACCAAUUCAGAGCUAGCGUUGAUGUACAAUGACUCGUCGGUGUUGGAGAACCACCAUCUAGCAGUUGGUUUCAAGCUCCUACAAGAAGAGAACUGUGACAUCUUUCAAAACAUGACCAAAAAACAAAGACAAUCACUGCGAAAGAUGGUCAUUGACAUUGUGCUAGCAACAGACAUGUCAAAGCACAUGAAUCUACUGGCUGAUCUGAAAACUAUGGUGGAAACCAAGAAGGUGACCAGCUCUGGUGUCUUGCUGCUGGACAACUACUCUGACAGGAUACAGGUUCUACAGAACAUGGUGCACUGUGCAGAUCUGAGCAACCCCACCAAGCCUCUCCAGCUGUACCGGCAGUGGACGGACCGCAUCAUGGAGGAGUUCUUCAGCCAGGGGGACAGAGAGCGGGAGAGGAGCAUGGAGAUCAGCCCUAUGUGUGACAAACACAACGCCUCGGUAGAAAAGAGCCAGGUUGGCUUCAUAGAUUAUGUUCACCCUCUGUGGGAGACGUGGGCUGACCUGGUCCACCCGGACGCCCAGGACAUCCUGGACACGUUGGAAGAUAACAGGGAGUGGUACCAAAGCACCAUCCCCCAAAGCCCCUCUCCUACCUUGGACGAGCCCGAGGACGGCACUCGACCCCCAGGAGGGGACAAGUUCCAAUUUGAGCUCACCCUGGAGGAGGACGGGGAGUCGGACACUGAGAAAGACAGCGGCAGCCAGCCUGAGGAGGAGGAAGACGAGGACGAGGAGGAGGAGGAGGAGGAAGAGGAGGAGGAAGAAGACGAGGAAAAUAGCUGUACUGACUCUAAAACACUCUGUACACAGGACUCUGAAUCAACAGAGAUUCCUUUAGACGAACAGGUGGGGGAGGACGAAGAGGAGGAGGUAGCGGAGGAGGGGGAGACCCUCUGCUCACAACCGUGUGCCGUGGAGGAAGAGGUAGCAGAGGGGGAAGAGGAGAAAGAGGAAACCCCCCACACAUAGCAGUUUAUGGACAGCACCCGAUUAACUGUUCUUCUUAGUAAUGACAGAUGAUUAUUUAUAGAAUAUUUUUUGGGGUUUUGUGGGGGUCUGUCUGUGUUUUUUUAUACAUGUAUGUUUCUGGUUCCAAAGCGUGUGCUGCUCUCCACCUUUGCCACUCCGCCUGUCAGCUUCGUUCAGACACGCCCACCGGUACUUCAAGUUUUUUUGCACUCAGGAAUACUGCUCUCCAUACCUGUUUGUACUAAAGUGGUGUGUUCUUAUUUCACUUUUACACCUUCCCUUUUACAAACUUAACUUAGUACAUUUAGCACAGUCCGCUCAGUGCUGUUCACAUAAUAUCACAUUUUCCUUUACCUCUGCUUCGUCUCAGCCUUGUCUAAAAGUUUAGCGGCGUUUCUGUGUUUUAUCAAGUGCCCAUGCUCCACAGAGACAGCUAUCGGUAUGUUCAAGGAUAAUCUCCCUCUCGAUUAGGCCGUUUCCUUCUAUUUCCGAAUUAGGAGGCAUUUGAUGCUGCUGAUGGCGGAUGACGCCGCAGAGAUGAAAGCUGCAGCACACGGGAGCUUUUCCAGACCCAUUUCUGAUGUGGAAGUCUUCCUUUAAAACCUAACUGAUACAAAGCUCAAACUAAACAGCCGUGAUGCUGUCGUAGACUUUCCUUUUCGUCUCGUACUGUAUGAUUCACAAUUAAAUUUAGCAAUCAGAGGCUUUCUUUUGUUAGCAAAGAAGAUCAGAGAACUUUC
Etheostoma spectabile (orangethroat darter) is the source of this 3272-nucleotide messenger RNA. RefSeq names its product cAMP-specific 3',5'-cyclic phosphodiesterase 4D-like. The record is from RefSeq and is a predicted model, not a curated record. Gene Ontology annotation, biological process: signal transduction. Gene Ontology annotation, molecular function: 3',5'-cyclic-nucleotide phosphodiesterase activity. Lineage: Eukaryota; Metazoa; Chordata; Actinopteri; Perciformes; Percidae.